This is a messenger RNA of Drosophila takahashii, 1741 nucleotides long. It is a transcript of the gene pll, whose product is annotated as serine/threonine-protein kinase pelle. NCBI's taxonomy places the organism in Eukaryota, Metazoa, Arthropoda, Insecta, Diptera, Drosophilidae. Gene Ontology annotation, cellular component: plasma membrane. The record is from RefSeq and is a predicted model, not a curated record. Gene Ontology annotation, molecular function: protein kinase activity; ATP binding; protein binding. Gene Ontology annotation, biological process: protein phosphorylation; signal transduction.
UGCAUCCGCAUGAAUCAUUGAACCCCCUUCAUCGCCAGUGCAAGAUGAGUGCCGUGGAGACCGAGGAGGCCCAAAACCGGACCAGAUCGCGUUCCCACUUGGACAACACGAUGGCCAUUCGCCUGCUCCCUUUGCCCGUGCGCGCCCAACUUUGUGCCCACCUGGACGCCCUGGAUGUGUGGCAGCAGCUGGCCAGCGCAGUUAAACUCUAUCCGGAGCAAGUGGAGCAGAUCGAGGGGCAGAAGCAGCGAGGUCGCUCCGCAGCCAAUGAAUUCUUAAACAUUUGGGGCGGUCAGUACAAUCACACGGUGCAAACGCUCUUUGCUUUGUUCAAAAAAUUAAAGCUACACAAUGCCAUGCGGCUGAUCAAGGACUUUGUGAGCGAGGAUCUGCACAAGUAUAUUCCCAGGAGCAUGCCCACCAUCAGCGAGCUAAGGGCGCCACCCGAUUCCAGUGCAAAAGUGGACAAUGGGCCACCCUUUCCCUCCUCCUCGGGCGUCAGCAACUCGAACAACAAUCGCUCGAGCACCAGCAACGCAACGGAGGAGAUUCCCAGUUUGGAAUCUUUGGGGAACAUCCACAUUAGCACCGUUCAAAGGGCAGCCGAAUCCCUGCUGAAAAUAGACUACGAGGAGCUGGCCAACGCCACGGAUAGAUGGUGUCCCGAGAAUCGCCUGGGACAGGGCGGUUUUGGCGAUGUCUAUCGGGGGGAAUGGAAGCAACUGGAUGUGGCCAUCAAGGUGAUGAACUACAGGAACUACCCAAACAUCGACAAGAACCAAGUGGAACUGCAGCAGAGCUACAACGAGCUAAAGUAUCUGAAUACCAUUCGGCAUGACAAUAUUUUAGCGCUCUAUGGAUACAGCAUCAAUGGGGUGAAUCCCUGCCUAGUCUAUCAGCUGAUGAAGGGUGGCUCUUUGGAGAAUCGUUUAAGGGCGCACAAGGCCCAGCAGCCGCUGCCUGCGCUCACCUGGCAGCAGCGGUUCAGCAUCUGCCAUGGAACAGCCAGAGGCAUCUACUUCCUGCACACGGCGCGCAGCACUCCGCUCAUCCAUGGCGAUAUAAAGCCGGCAAAUAUCCUCCUGGAUCAAUGCUUGCAGCCCAAGAUUGGUGAUUUCGGUCUGGCGCGCGAGGGUCCCAAGUCCAUAGACGCUGUGAUGCAGGUGAAGAAGGUUUUUGGCACUAGGAUCUACCUGCCGCCGGAGUUCCGCAACUCCAAGCAGCUCAGCACAGGUGUGGAUGUCUACAGCUUCGGCAUUGUACUGCUGGAAGUGUUCACCGGACGCCAGGUGACGGAUCGACUGCCCAAGAAUGAUCUGCAGCAGGAUCUGCUGCACUACGUCAAGCAGCACUGGCGGCAGAACCGAUUGGAGCUGCUGGACAAGCAUGUGGCCACGCCGAUGGGCGAUGAACUGGCCAUGUGCAUGUGCACCAUUGCCGCGGGAUUGGACUGCACUGCAUUGGAUCCCUCGGAUCGACCUUCGAUGAAUGCGGUGCUCGACCGUUUUAAGCCAUUCCGCAAUGAUUUUGCCUAACAUUUAGAUACCUAAGUGCCUUGUUAUAGACGAACUUGAAACUCGAAGCACCAUUUGAACCAGCAGCUCACAAUAUUUCGCUUAUAAACCCUAUUUUGUGAUCAAUCGCAAUAUGAUAAUCAACUUUAAAAUAGAGGAAAACCCCUUAAAGACUAUUUGUUAUACAAAAAAUGUAAUUGUUUAAAGGAUUUUUGUAUUAAAACUUG